Molecule: messenger RNA, 807 nt
Organism: Callorhinchus milii (elephant shark)
Lineage: Eukaryota; Metazoa; Chordata; Chondrichthyes; Chimaeriformes; Callorhinchidae
Product: deleted in malignant brain tumors 1 protein-like
Exons: 3
Coding region: 1-807 (268 amino acids)
Cellular component (GO): membrane
Source: RefSeq, a predicted model, not a curated record
AUGGUGUUUUACAGGAGUGUGAGGCUGGUGAAUGGCGGCAGCCGAUGUGCCGGGAGAGUGGAGGUUUACCGCGAAGGACAAUGGGGCACAGUGUAUGGCUAUGGCUCUGGUGACUCUGGUUGGGAUAUGCUGGACGCGGCUGUGGUGUGUAAGGAGUUGGGCUGUGGAGACGCGCUGUCAGCCUCAGGAGACGCUCACUUUGGGAUGGGCUCUGGUCCCAUUAUAACGUAUAAUGUUCGGUGCAGAGGGAGUGAGUAUGCUCUAAGGUAUUGUUCCUCAGGGACCUGGCGUCACUAUUAUUGGUCACACUCCUCUGAUGCCGGCGUCAUCUGCUCAGAUGGUUUGAGGCUGGUGAAUGGCGGCAGCCCGUGUGCCGGGAGAGUGGAGGUUUACCACGAUGGACAAUGGGGCACAGUGGAUGGCUUUGGCUCUGGUGACAGUGGUUGGGAUAUGGCGGACGCGGCUGUGGUGUGUAAGGAGUUGGGCUGUGGAGCCGCGCUGUCAGCAUCAGGAGACGCUCACUUUGGCGAAGGCUCAGGUCCCGUUGUGACGUACAAUGUUCGGUGCAGAGGGAGUGAGUCAACUCUGAUGGGUUGUCAGUCACAGCCCUGGAAGCACUAUUCAGUGUACGGGUACUCACACUCCUAUGAUGCCGGCGUCAUCUGUUCAGGUGUAUCGAGCAAAGUGGGAUUUAGCACACGGGAUGAGAAUGGGAAAAGAGGAAGUCUGCUGAGCACAGGGGAUUUGAGCUUGAGCACGUGCGGCAACAGCGGAGUUGAGGACGAUGAUGUGAGCAUCGUGAGCUGA